This is a messenger RNA of Zingiber officinale, 753 nucleotides long. RefSeq lists its product as uncharacterized. Lineage: Eukaryota; Viridiplantae; Streptophyta; Magnoliopsida; Zingiberales; Zingiberaceae. The transcript has a single exon. The record is from RefSeq and is a predicted model, not a curated record. The coding region runs from base 48 to 569 and encodes 173 amino acids.
UCCAAAUCCCAAACUAGCGUUCUCACUCAGCUGGUUCCUGCUCUGCCAUGGGCAUCUGCAGCUCGUGCGAGGCCACGGCGGUCGCUGCCGGCGGGGGCGACGCCGCGGCGGCGACGACGACGGCGAAGCUUGUCCUGCAGGACGGGAGGCUGCAGGAGUUCCCGCGGCCGGUGAAGGCCGGGCACGUGCUGCAAAAGCAGCCGUCCUGCUUCGUGUGCAGCGCCAACGACAUGGAGUUCGACGACUACGUGUCGGCCGUCGACGCCGAGGACGAGCUGCAGCUCGGGCAGCUCUACUUCCUCCUCCCCGUCUCCAUGCUGCGGCGGCGGCUCCACGCCGACGAUAUCGCCGCGCUCGCCGUCAAGGCCAGCGCCGCCCUCAUGAGCUCCGGCGGAGCCGCGGGCGGCUGCCACUGCCGGGCCCUCGUGUUCCCCGAAGCCGGCGCGAGGCUGGCUGUGUCAACAGGGGCGCCGGAACUGCAGAGGCGGCGGCGGCGGAGGUCCGGCGGCCGGAGAGGAGGUGGGAGGGGGCGUGAUUUUAAGUCCACGUUAAGCGGCAUUCCGGAGUAGAAGGACUGAGUUAACUCGGUGACUCUUGGACUCGGUCUUAGAUCCCAAUGACUCAGUACUGGUGGCACAGUACUGAGUUCCGAUGAGCAGAGCAUUGCAUUGCAUCUUCAGGCAUUAUUUAACAUAAAUGUAAAUACACGGAGCAUUCUGUGAAUAUUCUCGUCAUUGCUGAGGCUGAUUAAUC